CUCUAAUUAUUAUUAUGUUUGUGGCGGGUACCCACAUAAUAAUAAUAACGUAUACGUGCUUAUCGAAAACAAACACAAAUAUUUCUAACAAGUGUUGUUGGUAGGUAGUUAGACGCUGUAUUACCGCCGCAGUUUGAUUGUGGCAAUCAAAGGUUAAUUCAUAAAUUCACCGAAGUAAAAAUUAUGCGUUUUGUUGCGACUCGUUUCGGUCACAAUCUGCACCAGUAAACUGUACAUACUCGCCCGGUGUAGUUGCGCUGACGCCGCGUAUAUUAUUUCGAACACGAACUGUGCAACCCGCGCGAGUGACUAAAUUAGCGAUAUAUUCGUUGGUACAAUCCGGUCGCUAAUAUGUUGAAAAUAGGAUUUUUGGGCGCCGGGAAAAUGGCCCAGGCUCUGGCCAAAGGUUUUCUGACGGCUGGUGAGUUUGCGUGUACAGCGCACGAUUUCCAUAGGUACCUGGUACCCUGCAGUGGCGUAGCAGGGUGGGUGUUGUAACCCCUCUUUUACCACCCUAUUGCUUUUUUAUUUUUUUUUUCUGACUGUAGGUAAAGUUCAAAAGGUUGUAGAUUCCUAGAUCCCACCCAUUGAUAAAUCCUGGCUACGCCACUGCUGCCUGACGCGUAUUAAUUAUCGUUGUUUUCUCCCGUCGUUUGCAGGUCUGGUCAAAGGAGAAAAUAUCACGGCGAGUUGUGCGCCGCAAGACGUACAGUGCGUUGACACGUUUAAAGUGAGUACUUACCUAUAGUUUUGAUAAAAACCUAUACUCGAAAUUCGAAAAACUAAAAAAAAUUAUUACGACUUGUUUUUUUUUUUUUUUUUCUAGGGAUUUGGAUCGACGGUAACCUUCGACAACAGCGUGGUGGCGAAAAAUUCGAACGUUUUACUCCUAGCCGUCAAACCGUCUGUGGUCAAGCCGGUAUUGGACCAGAUCCAUGGAAAUUUCACGGCCAAACAUCUCUUGUUGUCCGUCGCCAUGGGCGUCACUGUAAAUCAACUGGAAAAGGUACAUCCGGUUAUGUAUAUUCAUUAUUUUGUUUUCUGGAUUCCGCAGACUAUAGUGAAGAAACCAGUGUAUUUAUCGGUUUUUGUCACGGGGUGACAUAUUGAAUUUGGAAAUUGUGCCAUACCUGUACAUUGUAUAACGUGUACACUAUACCUAGGCUAAAAGGAAAAGUUCAACUUUAAAUGUAUAGAUAUGUUUUCAAUGUAAUUUACAAUCCACGCUAAAAUAUCGAAUUAAAAUAACUAUAGGUAUUAGUAAUCAUACUAUUGGUUUAUUUACAGUUUUGAUAUAGGUACUAACUUCUUUCGUUAUUGUAGCGGUCCAUAGAUGAGUUUCGUUUUAAACAAAAAAAAAUGUAUAGGUACGUUCAUGUUGUUUAGAUAACCAUAAGAAUAUAAUAUAUUAUAGCUUAGUUGUUUAAAUAAUAAUAUGAUAAUAAUAAUAAUAUAUUAUGUUGUAGCUUACACAUUUUUGAUUAUUCCGAAUAAAAAACAAAGAAAUUCAAAUUUAAAAAAAUAUCUCGUCAUAAAUAAAUAAUAGAUACUGAAUAAAAUGGUCGAGGUGAAAAUACGUGUCUCUUUUAUCCCCCCCCCCCCCUUAAAUAUGCUACUGGAAAAAUCCAUAUACAUUCGUUUUACGAAUAUGUGGGGUUGUUUUUUUUUUUCCGGAGAACACUUACGGUCGGUAAAAAUAUUCCGAUUUUUUCCACGCCGCCGCUGCCUUUUAAGGUGCGGAUUUUUCGCUCGAUCGACGGUACAUUUUUUGGAUUCCGAACAGCCUGAAAACAAUGCGCACAAUACAUGCGUAUUAUUGAUUUUAUUUUUAUGGAAGCCCAUAACCUAUUAUACCAGUUGGCUAAGCUCCGUUUAACAUUGUUUUCGAUUGCAAUGGUUAAUUGUUGCUUUCAAUAUGUUAACGAAAUUGCCGCAUAAAUAGUAUAUUAUAUACCUAGCGUUGUACUUCCUAGCUUCCCACCUACAACAGUGGCCUAUACAUAGGUAGUGCGAAGUAUAUCCGGGGUGUUUUUUUCUAAGAUAUCUGUAUAGUGAUAAUAAUAAUAUUAUAAUAUUGCAUGUUCUCGUUGUUCUCUUCUAAACAUUUCCCAAAUAGUCGUGGUAUGGAAAUAAAACUAGGACGGAUGUUAUAGACUUUUGGGUUAGCAGAGGGGAGCGCAUAUUAUAAUAAGUGCCAUCUAUUAUAAUAACAUGAUGGACCUGCCGGCAUUUUCAACAUCGGUUAAUAUAUCAUCCUAGUGAAACAAUUGAUUAAUCCACUCGUAUUUACACGCGAGAAUACAAUGCACACUAAACGCGGCAAAUUUAAUAGAAUAAAGUGCAGUGUGAAAUUUGUGUAUAUGGCGCGUUAAUACAGCGAUUGUACGGAAGGCUGGGCAUUAAUGAGUUAAUAAGUUUAAGUUAAGUUAAUUUAACAUUUUAACUUAAUAAAUUAAUUUUUUUUAAAUUAUUGUUAUAAUUGUAAAUUGAGGAACACAAAAGAAUUAACUUUUAAUAAUUAACCAGUGUUAAUUUUAUGUUAAAAUAAGUUAAGUUGAUUUCAAUUUUUAUUUGUAUGCUCACAUAAAUGCAUAUAUUAUUAUAAUUGUUAUCGAUAAAUUAUGAACAUUUAAAAUACGAAAUGUUAUGAAUAAUGCGUGUUUUUUGUUACUGUUGUCGCCGGUUGGGGUGUAGGUAGAUUAUUAGGUCAUUAUAGUAGGUAAUAGACAAUAUGUACAUUAUUUUUUAAAUUUUUUUAAUUAACUUAAACCUAGUUGAAAAGUUAAUUUUAACUUUUGUUUUGUUUUACUUCUAACUUAGUUGAAUUGAUGAUAAAUUAUUUUGAACUAGCUUUGUUUAAAUUUAAAUUUAACUUAACUGAGUUGAAAAAAAUCAUUAACCUGUUCAGCUUUGAUUAUAUAUGCAUUAUGAAAAAAAGGCAGGUACCUACCUAUAUUAUUAGGUAUUAUGAUAUGAUGCGCGAAGAGAAAUUUAUAAUCGUUUUACCAGACGGUAAACGUCUAAUAGGUUAAAAUAAAUUCGCGAUAGCGGCGAAAACGAAUUAAGUAAAUCGGUUAAAAGUGCAAAUUUCAACGUGAUACGUAGGGACAUUAGAUUACCUAGGUAUAUCUAAUAUUGUUCUAGGCGUAUUAAUUUGAAUAACAAUAUGUGUAACUUGUCAGGCUAGAUUAAAUACAAAAACAAAAGAUUUCGAAUUUUAUAAUGAUUGUACGAACGAUUUUAGAUUUUGAGAGGAGCGAGGCAUGUAUUGGUUGAACAAUAAUGUUUAUUAUUUUAUUUAUUUUAUUUUUUUUUUGUGUGGACAAGUCUUCUACCAGCAAUUUUGCUCCGGUUUUCAACGAUUUAAAAAAAAAAAAAAACGGGAAAAUAGGUACCAUAUUAAACAAAUAUAAUUAAAGAAAAUACAUAAUGCAUAUGUAAUUGUUUUUCUAUAAUAUAACAGAUAUAUGCAUAUGUAUGAUAUAUUGUUGACAAAGCAACAUUAUCAACCGAACUCUGCUUAAAAUCGUUUUUUCGUUAGCAAUGGUUAAUUGUUGCUUACAGAUGUACAUUAAAUUACCUACGACAGUGGCCGCACCCGUGCCAAAUAUCCUAGGACAGCUUUUUUUUUUUUUUAUUAACGUAAGUAAACUAUUGAAUAUCGAAAAUUUUAGUGAAUCUUUAAAAGACGUCACCGCAACAUACUUUGCCGAGUCCUUUUCUAUCUCAUUGGUUGUUAUUGUGUAGGUAUUAGGCACCUGGCAAAAAAUGUGUAUUCAGAGUUUUAACGUGGUACUCGGCAAGUUGUAAUAGACUUUUACACAAAAUGCUAAUAAGAUAAAUUGCGAAUAAGAUUAAACGUUUAUUAUAGGUUUAUAAUAGGCUAAUAUGUUUUCAUAGAGGGAUUUUUCGAUAUCCGUAUAAUUUCCUAACAAAUUAUUAUCCGUACUUGUAUUUAAAAUGUAAAAGAUUUAAAAUGCAUACGUAUAAUAAUCCUAUUGCGAUAGCAUAUAGUGAAAAUUUGUUUUAGGUUUAUAUAUUUGAACCAGAGCUAGUACACUUUUUUCUUUUGUUUACAUUACAAGUGUCUAUCUCAGUAUUCUUAAAUAUAUUUUUCGGCCUGGGUCCAGGUACUGACACAAAACCAUUGCCCGAACGCCAUUAUUUGAAACAAUAUCAAUAUUUUGUUACUAAUAAUAUCAAAUUUGUAUGUUUACAAACUUAUAAUUAGGGCCGGGAAUUUUCACUUGAAAUCUGCAAAAAAAAAACCUUAGAAAUAUUUAAAAAAAAGUUAAAAUGGUAGAACAGUUUAAAAUUCACCCCUUUAACGACUCUAACUUAUUAAAUAAUACAAUUUUCUAACACUGCACAAAUGAUUAACACAAAGAAAUUUUUUUAGCGUUUACACUUUUAUUUGAAAAAAAAAUACUUUCUGUUAAUUAUGUGUUUAGGUAGUUUUAGAAAAUUGUAUUUAAUAAAUAUUAGAGUCGUUUAAGGGGGACUUUUAGACCCUUUUGUUUAUUAAUUAUUUUAAAGUGUUUUUUUGACGUUUUUAAAUGCAUUUAGUCCCCCCAAGCUUUGAAUUUAUAACUUAUAAAUUACAAUAUGAUGCGUUCUUUAAAUAUUAAAACUACGAGUGUAUUUUUUAGAUUCUGAGUGGAGCGAAUAUUCUACUUCUAGAUUAUAGUUUUACAAUGAUGUUUAUUUUUUUAGUCUGUGGACAACUUUUCUAUUAGUUAUUUUGCUCCGAUUUAAAUGAUAGCACUUUUUCUAAAAGGAAAUCUGACUGGAUACUUUAGAGAAGUAAUUUUUCGAUUUUUCCAAGAGUUCUUUCAAUAAAUUGGAAAAAUCGGUUAAAAAAAACAUGGGAAAACCGAGAGAACAGGAAAAUAGGUACAAUAUUAAACAAAUAUUAUUAAAGAAAAUGUUUAAUGCAUAUGUAAUUAUUUUACCAAAAUAUGACAUAUAUAUUGUUGACAAAGCAACACUAUCAACCAAACUCCGCUCAGAAUCGGUUUUCGUUAGCAAUUGUUAAUAAUUAUUUACAGAUAUACAUUAAAUUCCCGUCUAUAUUCCUACCUUCCAACUUUCCACUUACAGCAGUGUCUGUAUCCGUCCCUAUUAUCCUAGGACAGCUCUUGUUCAUUUUAAUACCUAGUCACUGACAGAUACAGUUGUUUUUAAGUAUUAAGUUUUACUCAGUAAUAUUGUGUAUUAUAAUUUCGUGUAAUAAUCAUAUUUUUCUUUGUAUUGCAUGCGUUAUAAUAUCAUAUUAUGAUAGCAAUUUCCGAAAAAAUGUAGCGUGGAUCAUAAUUCGCUUUUAAAGCGUUUUAUAUUUCUUUCGGUUUCGAUAAAAACAAUAAUUGUAAUAGUAUAUACCAAUAGAUAACUAUAGAUAGAAAACCAUUUUAUCGGUUUGACGUUAGAUAAUAAUAUUAUAGAUAUAUAAAAUAUAAAAUCGUGGUAAUACCUAUAUAGAUUAACCAAAUGGAAAUUUAAUAUGUUCCGUCAAAAAUAUAUAUUUAUUAUAAGAAUAUUAUAAAUUAUCGAGAACGUGAUUUUAAAUAAUCUCAAAAAGUCAGUCGAAAUCGUUAAAUUCGAUUCAACUAUAUAAUAUAGUUAUCAAAUAAAAAAAAAAAAAUUAAAAAAUGUAUGUAAAAAAGCUAUUCUAGGAAUAAUGGAGAUUGGAGUGCACCGAGGUGCAGCUACUAUUAUGGGUAAUUUAAUGUAUAUUUGAAAGCAAUGAUUAACCAUUGUUAACGAAAAAACGAUUCUGAGCAGAGUUCGGUUGAUAGUGCUGCUUCCUAAAGUUCUUCUCCAGUCAGAUUUACUUUUAGCAAAAGUGCUAUUAUUGUAAACUAAAGCAAAAGUUCUGGUAGAAAUGUUGUGCACAGGAUUAAAAAAGGCCAUAAUAUUCUUUUACUAAUACCUACAUUUCGUACAUUUUUCCGUUUUUUCCCAUUUAUUAGGAAAACUCCUAAGAAAAUCAACAAAUGACCUAACAUACGUACCUCCCCAGUCAGAUUUCCUUUUUGUGAAAAGUGCUAUCAUUGUAAAGCGGAGCAAAAUUGCUGGUAGAAAAGUUGUCCACAGAAGUAAAAAAAUUAAACAUACCAUUGUAAAACCAUAAGUUUCUUCGCUCCACUCAGAAUCUAAAAAUGCUGAUAUAUCGCUGACCGGAGUAUUGUCGUUUACAUUCCGUUCGCGGAGUUCCCCCAUAUUUCGUACUAUAAUACACACGCACACACACGUUUCUAAAAUAAUCAAUCCAAGUAUCCCAACGUAAUGUCUUGGGCGCAUGAUGUAUAGUACGCGUGUCCAAUCCAUUAAUUUCUCUUUUUUUCCUACUCUCUUUUCCAUAGACUCUUUUCGCUCUGAUAUUUCUCCGAUUACAUUUAAAUACAGUAUCGAAAAAAUAUACUAUAAAAUAUAGCAUUCGUAUUAUUGUUUACGAUGGCUUUUUAUUGUUUAGCUUUUACCCGGCGGCUCGAGGGUUAUACGAGUGAUGCCCAACACGCCCGCGUUGGUCCAGUGCGGCGCAUCUGUGUACGUGCCCGGAAACCACGCGACAGACGAAGACGACAAGUUAACCGAAAAAUUGUUGACGUCCGUGGGCACAGCGGAACGCGUUUCAGAGUAUCUGAUGGAUCCGAUCACUGCGCUCAGCGGUUCUGGUCCGGCUUAUGUAAGUUAUGGUCAUAAAUUAUACUUUUCCGGCUGCAUCAUUUGUAAUAUACAAAAUGUACCAAAAAAAAAAAAAAAAAAAAAAAAAAAAGACGUAUUCUAUAUUAUACAGUUUGAGAUGAAAAUAUUGAAAAACGAUGUUUCUAUAUGCGGUCUGUAGGAAGUUUUUUUUUUUCUUUUCAACAAAAAAACGAACUAAUCGUCGAAAGCUACGACCACACCGCGAGACGUGAGAGUUUUCCCCCCCAGUGGCGCGUGUCUGGGCCGAAAAAUGCGCCGGCACCGAACCCCCAAACGAAAUGUUUCUAAUAAUAACGCCUGCGAGAAUCAGUAGCGUAGCUACCGCAGGGAUGACCGGUAAAGUCGCCUCGGGGCGUACAAUCGUUUCGGGAGACUGGUCACGCGUGAUACGGAACGCUGGCGAUGGGCACAGCCUAGCAUAGCCGAUACGCCGUCGUUCACGCCGGUUUCAUUGAUUGCGUAUCGCUCGGGUCGCGAGCAGUGAUAAGCCGACAAUACCCGAAUGUAAAACCAACACGACAUUGUUGACGCGAUAAGGUUGCGGCGGGAUUGAGUUUUCGCCGUUUUACAGGGGCGCGAAAAACACGCUUCGCCCCGGCGCGUUUUAACGUCACCGGCAUGCACGAGCAGUUUGCCCCUGCGCGUUGUUCCUGCUGCCGCGUCGGGCAAACGACAAUUGUACGCGCACAUAUUGUGCGGGCGUGUUUUAACAGACCCUUCAACAAUAAUACGCGGUUGUCAUUGUGUAUGCGUGUGUACAAAAUAGAAAAAAAAUACAAAAUCCGAGUCUUGCGCAGGACAACGUAAUAAUAAUAACAAUAAUAACAAUAAUAAAGUAAGUACGGUUUACAAUAUGAGACACACGAAAUCUAUUUUUCGAAAGCGUUAAAACUCCGUAACAAAAACCGUGGACGUAUAUUAUUUUUUUACACGUCGUCCGCGUCUUUUCAUUAUCGCGAAAUAAUAAUAAUAAUAAUAGUAAUAGUAAUAGUAAUAGUAAUAGUAAUAGUGAUAAUAUAUAACAUAAUCGAUAUUCAUUUGUUAUUUAAAACGGACCACGGCCAUUAUAAAUAUUGUAUUGGUAUGUACCCGUAUGUAUAUAAUACGUGCAUCGAUAAACUAUUGAUUGAUAAAAAAUAUCGUGUGUCAUUAUAAAGAUGGUACACGAUAUCGUCAUCGGGGUACAUUUUAUUAUUAUAAUUUUUUCAACACGUCAUGGCAACUCGUAUCCAAUAUAUAAAAGCGUCGGCUGCGACGCCUGCAUACCCAGCCAAUAAUCUGUGCAUUAUUGGCGGCCAUACGCUAUGCGGUGAAUCGAAUAUUAUACAACAACGUAAAAAUCGGUUAUUUUAGGUUUUUUUUUUUUUUCUCUCUUUAUUUUGACACAGGUGUACGUGAUUAUCGAAGCGUUGGCCGACGGUGCGGUCCGUAUGGGUAUGCCCAGGGACAUGGCGUACAGGUUGGCCUCGCAAACGGUCCUGGGCGCGGGAACCAUGGUCAGAGACACCCGAGAACAUCCGGGAAAACUCAAAGACGACGUUACCUCGCCGGCCGGUAAGUAUUGAAUUUUCCACUACAGUAUACACUGACAGUUUUACGAGGUGUUACGAGAGCGUAGACCGAAAUGUUGAGGGGUUAAGCAAACCGCCCCCUUCCUCCUCCCCUCGAAAAUAUUUUAGUGCGGACAGGUGUUAUAGAGUAAUUCGGUAAAAAAAAAAAAAAAUAGGGCAAUCGUCCAGAUUAAUUCGUUUUGGAUAUUUUUAAUGUAGGUACCUAUACUGUAUUUAAACAAUAUUUUUCAUAAUGAACACAAAUACUCGUAAACAAAUAUAUUUUUAUUUAUUUAUUAUAAAAACAUAGUAAUAUAACAAAAUAGAAUAAUUUAAAUCCAUUUUUGUCGAGGAUUACGGGAUGUAGGGGUUAAGGCCCAUCGCCGUUCACAUCGAAUAAAAUUGAAAUUUUAACGGAUUUUCACCUAUUGCCACCAUUGCCCUUGGUUCGAAACAUGAACUAUUAAUUAUAAAUAAAAAAUAUUUCAUUGAACCAUAAUUAUCACCACUAAUAUCGCAUAGAAUUGUCACUUAUUAUACACGUGGACAAUAUUACUUCCAUAGUGUUUCAAUGAGUUUUGUAAUUUUAUGUUUAGGAUCUACGGCUGCCGGUCUUAGCGCUCUGGAAAAAGGCGGCCUCAGGUAUACAAUUAUCGAUGCUUUAGAAAAAGCUACUGAAAAAUGUAGAGAAACAUCAAAGGCCGUGUAAAUCGCGAUCAGAAGAGCUGCAGUUUCGGUCGUACACACAUCAUUGCGUGCAGCGUAAUCGACAACUUCUAGUCCGGUCGACGAGAAUAUUUUUAGUGUAUCGGUCAUGUAUGCUAUACCUAGGUGUCUACACGAAUAUACGUUAUUUAUCACAUUCUUCGUGUUCAAAGUACGACUUUAUAAAACUGUUAUAUUUUCAAUAAUUGACGACCUAGUUGUUAAAACGAAUAACCUGUAUAUAUAUAUAUGUAUAUGUAAAAACAAUUAUUAUGAAGUCAACGUGAUAAGUUAAUACCGGGAGGGGGUGGGGUUCUCUAACUAUAAGUCAAUUUACCUGUUAAUCUCGUCGACUUUUGUGAAUAAGCUAAUCAAAAAAUAAUAAUUAUAAUAAUAAAUAAAUCAAGUGAAAACAAGUGCG
Cinara cedri is the source of this 9381-nucleotide messenger RNA. NCBI's taxonomy places the organism in Eukaryota, Metazoa, Arthropoda, Insecta, Hemiptera, Aphididae. The record is from the annotation of a GenBank genome assembly.